AUGAUGUACUACAUAGUAUUUAGUAAUGAAGAUCUUUAUUUUAAUUGCUCAUUAAUCAACAACAUUACCUAAUGUUUGAAAGCCUCAAAUUUUUGUACUUUUAUAUUAAAAUUUCUAUAGGUUAUGUAGUUGAAGCCAACGUGACAUAUCUAUCAGUUGAAAAUAAGAUUGAAGGUGUAAUAUUAGAUGAAGUGAAUGAUGUAUGCAUGGUAUAAAAUGAUAAUAUAUGAGAACUUAAAUUUCUUCACUGUCUGUGAUUAAUUAUAUACUGAAAAAUCAUGUAAACUAGGUAAUUGUGUAUGGGAUCCAAUUUAUGAACAAUGCUUUGUAUAAUUUUAUAUAUAUAUAAGAAAGAAAUGGGAUUCAGCUCCUUGUUCAAGUUAUCCAAAAUCAAUUUGCUAAUGGAAUCAUGGAUGUGAAAUAAUUAACCAAACUAAAUUUCUUUAUUUGAAUUAGAACUACACUUUAAUGAAUGAUGUUGAUACAAUUUAAAAUGAUGGUAGAAGAAUAGGAACAUGGUUAUAUGAAUUUGGAUUAAUUAUUGAUGUUUUAUAGAUAGAAACAGAUAAAGAAGAAUAUAAAUUCACAAAAUGUACAUUGAAGAAUAGAUGUGAAUAAAUUUAAAUUAUAGAUUAUAAUCAAGCUGAUUACGAAUGUUAUAUUUCAGAUUUGAAUUGUUAUUUUGAUAUAUAAGAAGGUAAAUGCAAAAAACUAAGUGCACAAACAUAAUGUGAAUUAAUUAAAUGGGACUCUUAAUGUAAUAGUGGUACAGUUUCAUGUAUAUGGAUUAAUAAAUAAUGUUAAAUGUAUAAUAAAGCUGCUAUUUCUUGUGCUUAACUUGAUUAAAGUAGAUGUUUAAAUAAUGAAAAUUGUUAUCUCUAAAAUUUUAAAUGCAUUCCCUAUUUAAGCUGUUUUGAUUUUUCAACCAAAAUUGGUUGUGAUGAAUCAAGUUUUUUUUGUUAUUUUGACGAAUUUGAAAAAUCAUGUAAACAAUUAACAAGGAAUAUUUAAUGUAAAAUGAUUGGAGCAAAAAAUUGUAAAGAAUUUAAAUAUUGUAACUAUAAUCAAAAUAAUAAUAAUUGUGAAGAAAUUCAUUAAGAUUUUUAUUGUUAAAAAUUUGUCAAAGAUGAUUGUCCAAAUAAAAAUAAUGUUUAAACAAUAGAAUGUUUAUGGAAUGAUAAUUUAUAAAUAUGUAAUUGGAAUUAUUAAAGUUAAAAUUGUAAUACUAAAACAAAUAUUAAUUGUGAUUCUUUAACUUGUUAUUAUGAUGAUGUUCUAGAUAAAUGCUCUACUAUUAAUCUGAAUACACCUUGUGAAUUUUUAGGCUAAAUAUCUUGUAAAUAAUAAAAUUUGUGUUAAUGGUCAAAAAGUAGAAAUUAAUGUUUAUCCAUUUUUGAUUUCAAUUGUGAAGAUUUAUUAACAAAAUUUUGCUUAUAUUCUGAAAAAUGUUUUUUAGAAGAUUAAAUCUGUAAAACUAGAAAGUAAUGUAAAGAUAAUGAAUCAAUUAUUGAUUGUUAGGACGAUUCAAACUUAAAUUGCUAUUUUGAUUAUAAUCUCAAAAAAUGUAGAAGAGUUACUAUCUAUACAGCAUGUAAUCUUAUUUUCAAUAAAUUUUAAUGUAAUCAAGCUAUUUGUUCUUGGGUUAAUAAUAAAUGUGAGAGUAUAGAAAAAGUCAGUUGUAAAUAAAUUGGCAUUCAUAAUUGUAUAUAUUCUAGUAAAUGUUUAUUAUAAAACAAUUAAUGCAUUUCUUUAGAUAUUUGUGAAGAAAAUAAUGGAAAUAGUGAUGGUUGUGAAAAAGAUAAAAAUCAUUGUUUUUAUAAUACAAAUACUCAAAUAUGUAAACAUAUAGAUGGAACUACUGAUUGUAAUUCUUUAAAUGGAGCUGAUAAUUGUAAUUAUGCUCAUUGUAAGAAUAUUUUUAUUUAUUUAGGCACAUUAAUCCAUUUAGAAAAUUAUAAACUGUAAUGUAUAUAAUAUGAAUAUGCUGAAUGUGCAUGGUUGAGUUAAGAAUAUUGUAAUUUUGGAUAAUGCACUUGGGAUUAAAAUAGAUGUAUUUCCUAUCCAAUUAAUAAAUUUAUUGAAAAUCCUGAAUAAGAUAAUCAAGAACAAAAUUAACUUAUUCCUGAUAACAUAGAUUCACAUAAUUUACUCAUUUUUAUCAAUUUAUUGAUAAUUAUUUUAGAAUGA
Molecule: messenger RNA, 2187 nt
Organism: Paramecium sonneborni
Lineage: Eukaryota; Ciliophora; Oligohymenophorea; Peniculida; Parameciidae
Source: the annotation of a GenBank genome assembly